Ceutorhynchus assimilis (cabbage seed weevil) is the source of this 1247-nucleotide messenger RNA. Lineage: Eukaryota; Metazoa; Arthropoda; Insecta; Coleoptera; Curculionidae. The record is from the annotation of a GenBank genome assembly.
AUUCUAAACAGGUUUUCUAAGUACCACGCAAACAAAAUAGUGUGUAUGAGGUGGGAAGCGCGAGUACCCAUCACGGUCACGGUGGCAUAAAAACAAAAAAACAGUUACGUAAGGCGAAUUUUAAUCGAAAACUAUAAAACAUAAAAAUCCCUGACCUUCUAUAUCGGAUCCAGAGACCAAAAUAAAUUUUAACAACUGUUCCUUCGCGGUUCAAUACGCGAAAUGUUUAUUUAUUCGGUUUAUUGGUUUUAGAGAGGAAAGGCCUGUAUGUAUUUUAGUGCAACAGAACAAAACGGUGGUGAUGUAGUGCAUUCGGAAUUGUAGUACGUUUUUCUAAUAAAAAGGUUAAAAGUUAAACCCAAACAAUCCUCCAGCAGCAAAGAUGUCCUCGAGCAGUUACACGUGCAUUCGAACAGUUUUUUGUUUCGUAAACGUACUUUUUUGGAUAACUGGCUGCUUCCUCGUGGGCGUAGGCGUAUGGCUCAGAAUCAGCUACGAAGGUUAUGCGACGUUACUGCCUCAAUACGCCCUCCUCAGUGCCGACAGUUUGGCCAUUUUUGUGGGACUGGUCACUAUUUUAGUGUCGUUUUUUGCUUGUUGCGGCUCUUGGCUUCAAAGCAGAUGCUUACUCAUAUCAUAUUUUUGUUUAGUUGUUUUAAUGUUUAUGUCCGAAUUCCUAGUAGGAUCUUUGGCUUUCGUGUACAGGGACAAUAUUAAACAUUCCUUUACGGAAAAAUUACAAGAUGGCAUUGCGCAUCAUUAUAAUUUGACACAAAGCCCAAACAAUUUGGUUAUUAUUUGGGACGAUAUUCAAUUAACGCUGAAAUGUUGCGGAGUUGAAAGUUAUAUGGAUUGGUAUUUGAUCGAUGCAUGGCCAGAUGAACGUUGGGUUCCGGAUAGUUGUUGCCUUCCUGCUGACUACGCCACUGGUUGUGGUAAAAAAACGACUGGUUUCUACCAAUCAGGUUGCAGGGAGUCGAUUUACAAGUGGUUCAAAGAACGUCUAUUGGUUGUUGGUUUAGUUGGGCUAACAGUGGCGUUCGUACAAUUGUUCGGUUUGAUUUCUUCAAUGUUACUAUUUUGCACUGUUAAAUAUCGCAGAAGAUCUCGAACGUAUAAGUCAUAUCAAUAAUCAUAUAGUAGUUAUUAAGUGUAUGGGUUUUAUUUAUUAAUGACUUAGUUUUUAUUUUAAAGCCAUUGUUUAAUUUUAUAUACAAUAAUAAAUUAUUUUGUUUUAAUUGUAAUAA